Giardia duodenalis is the source of this 2238-nucleotide messenger RNA. Its product is annotated as putative Dynein binding protein. NCBI's taxonomy places the organism in Eukaryota, Fornicata, Diplomonadida, Hexamitidae. The transcript has a single exon. Gene Ontology annotation, cellular component: cytoplasm. Bases 1 to 2238 code for a protein of 745 amino acids. The record is from RefSeq and is a predicted model, not a curated record. Gene Ontology annotation, molecular function: protein binding.
AUGGAGGAAGGUGAGGCCAACAACACCAACAACUUCAGACUCCAUGUUGCUGAGGGUGACGCGUGCUUCCGCUUGGGACUGUUUCAGAAGGCUAUAAGCUCCUAUACAGCGGCGCUAGACAUUCGCAAGGAUCGCAAUGUCUUGAUAGCCCGCUCAAAGUCCUAUGCGUCUCUAGGAAUGAAUGACGAGGCAAUCCAAGACGCCACUGACUCUGUCGGGAGUGAUACAAACUUCUACCGUGGGUAUUACCAGCUUGCACAGGCGUAUUUUGUUGCAGGCCUCUUUGAAGAGGCAUUGGUCUACUACUACCGGGCGUACAGGAAACGGCCAGAUAUACAAGAGUACCGUCUUGGUGUCCAGAAGGCAGAAGAGUCCAUCUUGCGCGCUAUUGAUACGGGAAUAGACUGCGUGGAUGAGCUGACAGUAAAGUGCAACUUAGCACCCACAGUUGAGGAGAUUGAAGCCCUCUACCAAUCUGAGGAGCUGCAGUUCACGACCAUCAACGGUGAAGAGCUUGAGCUGGGCCCAAAUACUUUUCGUUGUCUAUGCGGUUGCCCACACUGUGAUCCCACGACCUGCGAUGAUCUAGUCAACCAGGAGUUUGAAUCUCUCUGCACGUGUAGAUGUGAAGCAUGUCUCCACCACUUGGCAUAUAAGCACAACCACAUUCUGGACCCCAUCUCCAAUACUCUCAUAAGCAUACAGAGUGUUCUGGAUGAAACUAACCAUACCGAUAGCGCCAUGUUAUCUCCAGGCCAAACCCCUCUCACUAGCCGAGUCAAGGUAUCUGGUACGUCAACCUCAAUGCUGGGAAGCACUCGUCAAACCGCAAUGGAGCGCGAGUUUCGCCAGGAACAAAGUCUGAGGAAAAAGUACAAGACUGCUGGUGAUCUAGCACCAGAUCGCGCUUUCUUAGAGCUUCUCCAGAAAGACUCUACCCUCACUACAACCUGCGGAAGUGUUAAGCCAAUUAUAUCUAGUGGAAUUGAGUUCAUAGAUAAGCGUUCUGAAUUCUGGCGCCAGCAAGCCCAAGGUACUGCACAGAGUAAUCAGACAGUUACUGGCAGGAAGACGGUGACUAAGUCGUCUCUUAGUCGUGCUGGCACUGGUACGCUUUCAAGCAUGUCAAUAAAAAGAGUACCGCAGCCCUUGGGGAGUAGCUGCGUCAGUGCCGACAACUCUAUGAAUGCCCUAGACUCCUCGGAGAUGACUGGGAGAAGCAGGAGCAAGUCAAAAGGCAACCGUCUUGCGCAGCUGCGUGCGCCUGGAAAGAAAACUGUCCAGGAUAUUGUUGGGCUUAUUCAGCAUGUUCAACAGCAGAUAGAAUUGGGCAAUCUAGACGAUGCCCUUGCGGACGCGAAACUGGCAGAUCAGUAUGCCACAGCAUUGGUCGUCAAUCCAGCUGACAAGCAGGCGGCAGUUGAAAAGGAGAUGCUUCUUGCCGAUAUACAGACGUGCAUAGGAUGUCUUUUGUACGACACUAAUAGACCAGGUGUUUCUGUUCAAAGGUUCCGUCAUGCUCUCACUCUCAAUACAGGUAUAAAGGACGUUAGGGGUAUAAUAAGGUCCCUACGUAACUUAGGGCGCGUGCUUUUAGCUGUUGGCGAUUAUACCAGUGCCAAAGAAUCUUAUGAAGGAAUACUCCCUUACAUAGAGGCUAAAAAUGAUAACGGGGAGCUUGUCUGUCCACGCUACAUCAUUGCAGAAGCGUGCAUUAACGCUGCCAAAUGUGUGAUAGACUCAGGUGUCCAAGGUCCUGCGUUUGACUAUCUUAAGAGUGCACUUCACAUCUUAUCUGGCGGUACCUUUAUGCUAGACGAUCCUGGGACUGACAUACAAUUGAACUACGUAGAUCCUGAGCUGGACACUUUCCGUUCUAGAGCACCGAGCUUCUUUGUUACACCGGACAGCACACCGAACGAGUUGGCCCUCGAUGCCCUCUGCUUAGCGGGUAAGCUAUAUUAUGGAAGCAACUCUAUUGAUGAAUCGAAGAAGACAUUCAUUCUUUGCAAGGAAAAGGCCCGCGGUCUUCGUGAUGUGUCUGCAGAGAAGGCUGCCCUGGUCAAUUUGAAGUUCCUUGCCAUGCAGGAGAACAAUGAAUCGCUGGCAAAUCAGUACCAGGCCGAAAUAGAUAGUCUUUCAACUACCUCUCAGGUUCCCAGCACGUUCAAUUCGACCGUGGCAGGGGCUUCAGUGUCAGCAGGCACUAAGAAGAAAGGUCUAUCUAUUAAGACGUAA